CUUCCCCCUCUCUCUCUCUCUCAUUUUAUUUUCGUCUCUGAAAAUCUCUUCCGGGUUCGGUGAAAAGUGAAAACCCACAAGCUCAGCUCUAAAGAGUGUGUACACUGUACAGUGCAGCUGAUCUUGUAAAUGGCUCCGAGAGGUCGGCCCAGAAAGAGGGGUAAUCCUCAUUUGGAUGCAGCUCUUAAGGCUAUGGCUGCCCUUACUUUUCCAGAGAAACUAGUCCGUGAUACAGUGGAUGAGUUACUUGAAGUUUAUGGAGGAGAUGAUGGAUGGGGCUUUAUUGAAGACGCUUCUUAUUCUGUCCUUAUCGAUACUCUUCUCGAAAGACAAAAAGAUGGUACUGAAAAGUGGAUUGCUUCUCCACGAGAUCAUGCAAGAAGUGAACAUGAUACUGAAGCUUCAGCUGUUCUGCCUUCCUCAAGCAGGGUUAGUUCACCUACCUGCACACCAAUGGAGGUUUUGCAACCACAGACUAAUCAACCUCUGAACUCUGCACCACUGACUCAAAUGCCAGUUGUUUUGCAGAUUCUAAGGAUUGUCUUCCAUCCAAGAGGCGUAGACCAUAUCACGGUUGGAUAGGCAAUGAUGAUGAGGAUCUUGUUCUUGUGGAACUCACACCAGCUCCAUUGCCACAAGGGCUGAAACUUCUUUAUUGUGUAAUGGGAAGUGAAUCUGCAAGACAAGGUGGAAAUAUGUGAGGCUCUCUCUCUUUAAUAUUUCACUCUUUCAUACUAGUAACCAGUCUAUGUAAAUCCACUUGUAUAUAAAAUACAGAAUUUGGUAACAUCAAAAGGAUGGAAGAUGUAGCACUCAUUUUUACUUUAUUUUUUCUGGUGUUUCCCUUUUCCACACAAAAGGAUGUUGCCACAGACAUGUAAAGUUAGCCUUCUGUAAAUAUAAGAGAUAUUAGACUUGCUCUGAUC
Messenger RNA from Rosa rugosa (rugosa rose), 926 nucleotides. RefSeq lists its product as uncharacterized. The record is from RefSeq and is a predicted model, not a curated record. Lineage: Eukaryota; Viridiplantae; Streptophyta; Magnoliopsida; Rosales; Rosaceae. The transcript is spliced from 6 exons. The coding region runs from base 130 to 582 and encodes 150 amino acids.